UCGUAACGAGGAAAGCAAAGGCCCAUUAACGGUGAAGACACCAAAUAACCGAUCAUUCAUAAACCCUAGUUUCUUCUUCCUCUGAGUUCAGCCGCUACGACGCGAACAGAGACACAGAGAGCGAGCGAGAUCCAACUCCGGAUUUCAAAAUGAAGUUCAACAUCGCGAAUCCAACCACUGGGUGCCAGAAGAAGCUCGAAAUCGAUGACGACCUCAAGCUUCGCGCUUUCUGGGACAAGAGGAUCUCGCAAGAGGUUCUCGGUGAUGCUUUGGGCGAGGAGUUCAAGGGCUAUGUCUUCAAAAUCACUGGAGGGUGCGACAAGCAAGGUUUUCCAAUGAAGCAGGGUGUGUUGACCCCUGGCCGUGUUCGCCUCUUGCUCCACCGAGGAACUCCUUGCUUCCGUGGAUAUGGAAGGCGUAAUGGAGAGCGCAGGAGAAAGUCUGUACGUGGAUGCAUUGUCAGCCCUGACCUCUCUGUUCUGAACUUGGUGAUUGUGAAGAAGGGUGACAAUGAUUUACCUGGCUUGACUGAUGUUGAGAAGCCAAGGAUGAGGGGUCCCAAGAGGGCUUCUAAAAUCCGCAAGCUGUUCAAUCUGUCUAAGGAUGAUGAUGUGAGGAAGUAUGUCAACACAUACCGUAGAACAUUCACAACCAAAGCUGGGAAAAAGGUGAGCAAAGCUCCUAAGAUUCAGCGAUUGGUCACUCCUCUGACACUUCAAAGGAAGAGGGCAAGAAUUGCAGAUAAGAAGAAGAGAAUUGCCAAAGCAAAAUCAGAGGCAGCAGAAUACCAGAAACUACUUGCCUCCAGGUUGAAGGAGCAGAGGGAACGCCGUAGCGAGAGUUUGGCUAAGAGAAGAUCUAAGCUUUCCAGUGCUGCUAAGCCAGCUGCUACAGCAUAGACUGCAUUUAGAUCGAUGAAGUUUCAAACUUGGCACUAGUUUUUUGACAAUUUCAUUUUAAUGAGUCCUAUGUUUUGAUAUUUUACAAUUCAACUGCACUUUUCAGUAUUUUUGAAUGUUUGACUGUUUAGAUCA
Molecule: messenger RNA, 1034 nt
Organism: Lotus japonicus
Lineage: Eukaryota; Viridiplantae; Streptophyta; Magnoliopsida; Fabales; Fabaceae
Product: 40S ribosomal protein S6
Exons: 6
Coding region: 150-899 (249 amino acids)
Biological process (GO): translation
Cellular component (GO): ribosome
Molecular function (GO): structural constituent of ribosome
Source: RefSeq, a predicted model, not a curated record